Kazachstania africana CBS 2517 is the source of this 519-nucleotide messenger RNA. RefSeq names its product transcriptional co-activator mating type protein alpha (gene MATALPHA1). The transcript has a single exon. Gene Ontology annotation, molecular function: DNA binding, bending. NCBI's taxonomy places the organism in Eukaryota, Fungi, Ascomycota, Saccharomycetes, Saccharomycetales, Saccharomycetaceae. Bases 1 to 519 code for a protein of 172 amino acids. Gene Ontology annotation, biological process: positive regulation of mating-type specific transcription, DNA-templated. Gene Ontology annotation, cellular component: nucleus. The record is from RefSeq and is a predicted model, not a curated record.
AUGAAGUGCGGUGUACUUAACAAGCAACCUUUAUUCAAAGUCAAGCUAAAAAAGACCAUAAGAGGCACUAAGACUCUUCAAUCUAGUAAGAGGAUUGGGAAACCAAGUCUGUCCAAAGCCAAGAAGAGAUUGAAUAAUGUUAAUGUGUUUUCUGUUAUGACGGAAGACCUUGAUAGCAUAGCUCCAAAUCUUGAUAUUAUUCAAAUGAUAGAUAUUGCAAAAAACAGAACCCAAGAUACUAACGAUUUACUCUAUUAUUGGAACUAUGCUCUUCCGUUCGGUCUGGACCCAUUGUUGGUACCGUUCAAUGACAUUCCUAUAGCACUAAAAAACCCCAUAGAAAUAUGUCAGAACAGAAAUUUAAACCCCUUUAUGGCAUUCAGAUCGUACUAUUCACAAUAUGCACAAGGUUUGAAACAAAUAGAGCUCUCAGAAGUUCUGGCAAAGGCAUGGCAUUCUGAUACAAAAGAACAAAACUACUGGAUUUCCCUCACACAAAAGUGUGCCAACGGUCUGUAA